UCCUCCGGAUAAGUGUUGUUUGGCCGUGCUUUCCCACAAUGCACUACGACGCGCGGACUUAGAAAACUGUGUGAAACACAAAUUGUGAUCUGUUCAUUGGUCAUUGAAAACAGUAUUUUAAAACAUAUAUUAUUUGACAGAAUUAGGCGUUUGUAACUGUAGUCUUUGUAUGCACACGUGGUGUAUUAAGAAUGUAAAAUAGUUAUAUAUCCACUGCUUGGAAAGGUGCCCAGGCAGUUUAAUUCAGGCCGAGCGCUUUUUGUUUUUUCAGAAUCCGAUUUUUAAAAUUAAAUUGUCAUCAUGAGCAAAUCUAAAGACGCUGGAGCUGCUUCCAUUAUUCUGAAUUACCUGAAUGUUAAGAAUAGACCAUACAGUGCCCAGGAUGUCUUUGGAAACCUUCAGAAGCAGCAUGGCUUGGGAAAGACGGCUGUGGUUAAAACCAUGGAACUGCUGGCACAGCAGGGGAAGAUCAGAGAGAAGGUCUACGGCAAGCAAAAAAUCUAUUUUGCUGAUCAGUCUCAGUUUACAGAUGUGAGUGACACAGAGUUGAAAAGUAUGGAUGGAAAGAUCUCUGAGCUCAAUUCCCAAAUCCAGGGUGUCCAGCAGGACUGCCGGCAACUGGAUGCAGAACUAAGGGGGCUGAACAGUUCUAUGACCACAAAGGAACUGAUUUCCGAGAUUGAAGAGCUGAAAAAGGAGUGUGUAGAAUCCAAACAGAGACUGGAGAGGAUUAAAAAUGCAACCAAUCAUGUGACUCCCGAGGAGAAGGAGAAGGUAUACAAAGAAAGAAGCCAGUUUGUAAGGGAAUGGAAGAAAAGAAAAAGAUUGACAAAUGAUAUAAUGGAUGCAGUUCUCGAGGGUUACCCGAAGAGCAAGAAGCAGUUUUUGGAGGAAGUUGGAAUAGAAACUGAUGAAGACUGCAAAGUGACUGUGCCUAAUGUGUGAAAAGAAAAUCCUCAUGAAAGUGUACUUCUGCUUUCUUUCCACUUCCAACAAAAAGGUUGUCAAACCAUACAGCUGUGUCUCAUGCGGGUUACAUCGAUUUGAUCCAUUCGUCAUCUUGUGAUUGCUUGGAACCCAAACUUUUUUGAGCAGAUCAGUGGAAACUAGCAUUAGAAUUGUACAAUGAAGAUCAUUUCCUAAACCCAGAAUUGAUGCUAUUUUGUUGCUUGAAUUCUUCACACGGGGAAAACUGACAAAAGUGCUUGAACGGUGGCUCUGUGUUUCAUGAGCUUAAGAGUAAAAAGCUUUGGUUAAAAAUUUAAAUUGAGGGGGUUGGUGUGAAAGGAAUAUCAUUGUUUUUCUCUUAGUUAAAAUAUAUAUAUACACACUGAAUGAAAAAAUAAAUAGGAUGUUUACUGAUGUAAAUUCAGUGUAAGCAUUAUUCUUUACAAUUGAAGUUGUUUGUUAAACAUAAUUAAUUGGUUCUAGAUAGAGGUAUUUCCAAGUAUGUACUGUUAAGUUUCUCCUAUCUAGUAUUUAUUAAAAUAAAUGUAUAUAUGCAUAUCA
Messenger RNA from Acipenser ruthenus (sterlet), 1509 nucleotides. RefSeq names its product PSMC3 interacting protein (gene psmc3ip). Gene Ontology annotation, molecular function: recombinase activator activity; double-stranded DNA binding. The transcript is spliced from 8 exons. Lineage: Eukaryota; Metazoa; Chordata; Actinopteri; Acipenseriformes; Acipenseridae. Gene Ontology annotation, cellular component: condensed nuclear chromosome; DNA recombinase auxiliary factor complex. The record is from RefSeq and is a predicted model, not a curated record. Bases 301 to 945 code for a protein of 214 amino acids. Gene Ontology annotation, biological process: homologous chromosome pairing at meiosis; meiotic strand invasion involved in reciprocal meiotic recombination; meiotic joint molecule formation.